AUGGGCAGCUUCACUUUCAAGUGGGAGCAUCCCGCCGACGAAGUCUACGUGACCGGUACCUUCGACGACUGGACCAAGAGCGUCAAGCUCGAAAAGACGGGCGAUGUCUUCUCCAAGACGGUCGACCUCAAGGAUGCCUCGAGCAAGAUCUACUACAAGUUCGUUGUCGACGGUAACUGGGUAAUCAACCAAUCAGCACCCAACGAACCUGACACUCAGGGCAACGUGAACAACUUCCUCACCCCCGACCAAAUCACACAAGAUACCGCCGCCGCCGCCAUUCUUAACACCGUCACCCCCACAUCUACCACCGCUGCGAUGGCUUCCGAGCAACCUAUCGAAGUAAAGCCUGUUGAGGAGAAGGCGCUUAACGAGAAGGUGCUUGACGAGAAGGUGGCUGAGGACAAGGCUGUCGCCGCGCUCACUUCUGAGGAGACACUCACCGAGAACGAGAAGGCGCACCCCCUCGAGACCCCUUCUGACAUCCCAGGCGGAUUCCCCGUCACACCCGCGAAUGAUCUGGAUAAGCCCGUGACUGUUGCGCCUCUUGCGAACGAGCUCGAGAAGCCCAUCAGCGUCAACCCCCUCCCCGCUUCUGAGGGCGUUGGUAACCCCAUUACCCUGGCUCCCGGCGAGAAGAUUCCCGAGUCUAUCACCGCUCAGAGCACCGACAAAUACGUCAAGCUCGACAAGGAGUCGUACGAAAAGAGCGACGCUAUCCCUGGUAUCGAGACUGAGCUCCCUCCUGUUUCUUCCAACACUAUCCCCGAGUCCAGCCUCCCCAUUAUCGGUGCUCAGGAUGUCGCCAUUAACACUGUGACCCCUGUUUCCACCACCGCGGCCCUCGCCGCCGAGGUUCCCCUUGAGCCCAAGCCUACUGUCCCCGAGGUUGUCAAGGAGAGCCAGGAGAAGGCCGACGCGGCCCCUGAAGCUAGCGCUGAAGCCGAGGGCGUCGAGGAGAAGGCCAAGGUUGAGGAGGAGUUGAAGGAGAAGGUUCCUGAGGCCCCUGCUACCUCUGAGGGCACCGCUGGCCAGGGUACCGAGAAGUCUGAGAAGGCCCAGGACGCUGGGCUGGCUGCUCUCGCUGCCACCGCUGGUGGUGCCGUCAUCGCUGCCGGCCUCACCGCCAAGGAGACCAUUGAGGAGAAGGCUGCUCCUGUGGUAAACAACGCGACCGAGGCCAUUACCGAUGCCGCCAACAAUAACCUCCCUGAUGCUGUCAAGGAGAAGCUUCCUGUAGCCGCCCAGGAGGCUCUGGACGCUAAGAACAAGGAGCAGAUCCGAGAGGAGGUGUCUCCUGAGGUCCCUGCCGAGGUCAAGGAGUCUCUCGUUGAGGCAGGCAAGUCUCCCGAGGCCGCUGCCAACACCGAAGCCGUUGAGGAGAAGAAGGUUGUUGAGGCUGAGCUUCUCAAGGAGGUCAAGCCUGUCACUGGUACUUAUGACGCCGUGGUGGAGCCUACCGGCGAGGAGACGAAGCAGGUUUCCCCCGAGGUUCCUGCUGAGGUUAAGGAGUCCAUCAUCGAGGCUGACAAGAGCCCCGAGGCUGCUGCCAACACCGAGGCUGUUGAGAACAAGAAGGAGGUCGAGGCCGAGCUCCUGAAGGAGGUCGCCCCCGCUGCCCCUGUUGAGGAGACCAAGACUGAGGCUGUUGCCCCUGAGGUGCCCGCUGAGGUUAAGGAGUCCAUCAUCGAGGCUGACAAGAGCCCCGAGGCUGCUGCCAACACCGAGGCUGUUGAGAACAAGAAGGAGGUCGAGGCCGAGCUCCUGAAGGAGACCGAGCCUGUCCCUGCCGUGGAGGAGACCAAGGUGGAAGAGGCCAAGCCCGCUACUGAGCCCGCAGCUGUUGUUGCUCCUGUGGUUCAGCCCGAGGAGGCCAAGCCCGAGACCAAGGUGGAAGAGACCAAGACUGAGGAGGCCAAGCCCGCCGUUGAGCCUGUAACGAAACCUGAAGAGGCCAAGGCUGAGGCUAAGCCUGAGCCCCAGGCGGAAACUCCCGCUGUCGGUAACGGCACCUCAGCUGCCGAGAACGGCAGCAAGGCCACCGAGACCAAGCCUGCUGAGCCCGCCGCCAACGGUAGCUCUUCGACCACUGCCCAAAAGAAGAAGCACAACCGACUGAGCUCGAUCUUCAGCAAGAUCAAGCACAAGCUGUCCGACCACAAGUAG
Molecule: messenger RNA, 2166 nt
Organism: Fusarium falciforme
Lineage: Eukaryota; Fungi; Ascomycota; Sordariomycetes; Hypocreales; Nectriaceae
Product: AMPK1-CBM domain-containing protein
Exons: 3
Coding region: 1-2166 (721 amino acids)
Source: RefSeq, a predicted model, not a curated record